CUGUAACUCCUCGUCAGCAAUGCGUGUCCGUUUCGACGAGCGCAGAAAACGCGAACCAAAUGGGUCUGGUGGAGUCCUUGAAAGAGUCGAUCCGUCGUCACCUACACUCGCGUAGUCUGAGAAAUCAGUGUCAUGGCCGUCUCCCUGUAUCGCUCAUUGAUCCGCAGAGCAACCAGCAAGAGCAGCUGUUGGAGAGGGGGGCAGUGCGGUGUCUCCUCCUCCUCCUCUUCCUCGCCUUCCUUCUCCACCGCCUCCGCCUCCGCCUCUUACCACUUGAAUGGCGGGCCUUCGUACAUGCGCGGUGCUGUGUUUUGGGAACCAAACAAACCCCUCAGCAUUGAAGAUUUCCACAUGCCUCGCCCCAAAUCUGGAGAAAUUCUCCUGAAGAACAAGGCAUGUGGAGUGUGCCACUCCGACCUACAUGUCAUUAAAGGUGAACUUCCGUUUGCUAGCCCUUGUGUUGUAGGGCAUGAGAUAACAGGCGAGGUGGUCGAACAUGGCCCACUCACUGACAGUCAAAUUGUAAAAAGAUUUCCUAUUGGAACUCAUGUUAUUGGAGCUUUCAUCAUGCCUUGUGGCAGCUGUUUCUUCUGUACUAAGGGUCAAGACGAUCUGUGUGAGGCUUUCUUUGCAUAUAACAGGGCAAAAGGAACUCUUUAUGAUGGUGAAACGAGGCUGUUCCUUCGCAACAGUGGGAAACCAGUGUUCAUGUAUAGUAUGGGAGGACUUGCUGAAUACUGCGUUGUGCCAGCACACGCAUUAUGUCAUCUGCCAGAUUCGUUGCCAUAUACUGAGUCUGCAAUAUUAGGAUGUGCUGUCUUUACUGCUUAUGGUGCUAUGACACAUGCGGCAGGGUUACAUCCUGGGGAUUCUGUUGCUGUAAUUGGUAUUGGAGGUGUUGGCUCUAGUUGUUUGCAGUUAGCGCGUGCAUUUGGUGCUUCUGAUAUUAUUGCUAUUGAUGUUCAAGACCCAAAGUUGCAGAAAGCUAAGCAACUUGGAGCCACCCACACCAUAAAUGCUCUCCAAGAAGAUGCUGCUGAAAAGAUUAGAGAAAUAACUGGAGGAAGGGGUGUGGACAUAGCUGUGGAAGCUCUGGGGAAACCACAAACAUUUUUACAGUGUGUACGAAGUGUACGAGAUGGGGGAAAAGCUGUAAUGAUAGGACUUGCAAAAGCUGGAGCUGUUGGAGAAGUUGAUAUAAACCAUCUUGUUCGUCGACAGAUAAAAGUGAUUGGCUCCUAUGGAGCAAGGGCCAGGCAGGAUCUUCCCAAAUUGGUGAAACUGGCAGAAACAGGUAUAUUUAACCUUCACUCAGCCGUUUCAAGAAAAUGCAAAUUUGAGGAGGUAGGCAAAGCGUACCAAGAUCUUGACCAGGGAAGCAUUGUUGGUAGAGCUGUUGUUGAGAUAAUGUAGUUUUGUUCAUUCCAACAGACAGCUUGACUCCUGAAGGAGAGUAAAUGGCUUGUAUAAACUCAAUGAUGAGAUGAAAAUAAAAUUUUCUAAUAACCAAACAAUAAAAUUGCAUUUUGGAA
Molecule: messenger RNA, 1532 nt
Organism: Malania oleifera
Lineage: Eukaryota; Viridiplantae; Streptophyta; Magnoliopsida; Santalales; Ximeniaceae
Exons: 8
Coding region: 133-1413 (426 amino acids)
Molecular function (GO): oxidoreductase activity
Source: RefSeq, a predicted model, not a curated record